Messenger RNA from Gigantopelta aegis, 1002 nucleotides. RefSeq lists its product as uncharacterized. The record is from RefSeq and is a predicted model, not a curated record. The transcript is spliced from 2 exons. The coding region runs from base 1 to 945 and encodes 314 amino acids. NCBI's taxonomy places the organism in Eukaryota, Metazoa, Mollusca, Gastropoda, Neomphalida, Peltospiridae.
AUGGAGCAGCUGCCUACAACACCGACCAGAGGAAUAUUCCCGCACCGGUACGACAGACAACGGGGCAGCUUCGACAUCAACAGCGUGGAAUCCCACACCGGUGCACUGAGUACCAUGCUGACGAUGGAGCACGACGGCGUAUACCAGCAGGCAUACGUGGGGGGAAGGCUCCACACACCGUCAGACCCACGACAUGCUGCGCAGGGUGUUCGCGCAGCACUACGGGGACAUCGUCAGCAGGGGACCCAAUCCCUGGAAUCGGCUUGCCCGGAGAUAGGGAAAAGGGGUUCCCGUAAAGCACCGCGGCUCUUGCGGUGUCCGGUGCGCUCUCGCCGGCCCUUGAAAAUCCGACGGAGACUCGUGAUUCUCGUGCCAGGCCGUACCCAUAUCCGCAGCAGGUCUCCAAGGUUAACAGCCUCUAGUCGAUGCAACAAUGUAGGUAAGGGAAGUCGGCAAAUUGGAUCCGUAACUUCGGGACAAGGAUUGGCUCUGAGGGCUGGGCCAGUCGGGCUGGAGUACGAAGCGGGACUGGGAAGGGCACGGGCUGGGCGAGGCCUGCCGCUCUCCCUGGUCGCGUCGUCCCUCUCCGCUCUUGGUUCUCUCUCGCCCGGUUGUUCCUGGCGUGUCGGCGUUCGGCGGGUUCGCGCUCGUCGGGUGCCUCUCGUCGGGUUUCGGCCGGGGCCGGGGGCGUUCCGUCGGGGCGGUCUGGGCGCGCGGCCACUCGGGGGUGGCGUGUCGGGAUCGAGCUCGGACCGUUGCUUCAACCUUCCCGUGGACUGCCUCAGCUAUGCGGCGGCGCCCCGUGCGUCGUCCGUGUCGGCUGGCAUUCAACAGCCAACUCAGAACUGGUACGGACCAGGGGAAUCCGACUGUCUAAUUAAAACAAAGCAUUGCGAUGGCCGUCACCCGGUGUUGACGCAAUGUGAUUUCUGCCCAGUGCUCUGAAUGUCAAAGUGAAGAAAUUCAAAAAAGCGCGGGUAAACGGCGGGAGUAACUAUGACU